AUGAGGACUUUCGUUUCCUCUGGCACCUUCACCUACGACCGUUUCCGCUUCGGCGAAUAUGUUGCUCCUCGUUUUCACAGCAUUCUGAAUGUUAACCCUGUUAUGAGGACUUUCGUUUCCUCUGGCACCUUCACCUACGACCGUUUCCGCUUCGGCGGUGAAGUCUCGGGAAAGCUAGAUGCCUCUGGAAUGAAGUAUGCAUUGGGCGCUUCCUACACCGCACCGACGCCCGGGCUGAAGGGAGGCAGUUGGAUGGCAGCAGUGAAGACGGCUCCAGCAGGCAGCAUGAUGUUUGGAAAGAUAAUUGGGAGUGUGAAUGGAAGGUCUUUGGAUGGCCGCGGCGCAGAACUUGCUGCUGAAAUUGAAUACAGUAUUCCUGAGAAUAAGAGCCACAUUACUUUCGGUGGGCUUUGGUAUAUGAACGACGAGAAGGACACAGCGAUCAAGUCAAAGAUAUCGCAGAAUGGACUUCUUGCUGUUGCAGUUACACACAAACUCUGCAACUACCUGCACGCCACUGUCGGCACGCAGCUCGAUGUAUCCAAAGGCCAGAACGCAGAGAAUGUGAAAUACGGCGUCAAGAUCGAUGUCAUUGCAUAA
Molecule: messenger RNA, 600 nt
Organism: Eimeria mitis
Lineage: Eukaryota; Apicomplexa; Conoidasida; Eucoccidiorida; Eimeriidae
Product: porin, putative
Exons: 5
Coding region: 1-600 (199 amino acids)
Biological process (GO): transmembrane transport
Cellular component (GO): mitochondrial outer membrane
Source: RefSeq, a predicted model, not a curated record